Molecule: messenger RNA, 2821 nt
Organism: Platichthys flesus (European flounder)
Lineage: Eukaryota; Metazoa; Chordata; Actinopteri; Pleuronectiformes; Pleuronectidae
Gene: sirt7
Product: sirtuin 7
Exons: 10
Coding region: 14-1267 (417 amino acids)
Molecular function (GO): NAD+ binding
Source: RefSeq, a predicted model, not a curated record
UUGUUUUGAUUAGAUGGCUUCUUCCUCCCAGCUGAGGUGGAACGUGAUGGCAGAGGUGGCGGACACCGGUGUCUCCUCGCGAGCUGAGAGAAAAGCUUUGGAAAAGGCUAGAAUACUGCAGCGGGAGAGCGAGAGGAAGAUCUUCCGACUGGUCGGCCGAGUCCUGAAGAAACCUGAGGCCGAGCGCUCAGUGGAGGAGGCCGCCGUGUUGCUUCUGCACACAGACACAGCGGAGGAGCUGAGCAGGAGACACGUCCGCAGCAGGGUCCUCAAGAGGAAGCAGGAGGAGGUGUAUGAUGACGCCGAGGGGCUGCAAAAUAAAGUCAGACAGCUGGCUGUGGCAAUCAAACAAGCUCAUCACGUGGUGGUUUACACUGGAGCCGGGAUCAGUACGGCAGCUUCUAUCCCAGACUACAGGGGUCCUAAUGGAGUGUGGACACAGCUUCAGAAGGGACGGACAGUCAAUUCCUCGGACCUCAGUAAAGCAGAGCCGACCCUCACGCACAUGUGCAUUAGGAUGCUUCAUAAGGAGAAGAUGGUAAAUCAUGUUGUGUCUCAAAACUGUGAUGGACUUCACAUGCGAAGCGGCCUACCCAGGAAUGCUCUGUCUGAGCUCCAUGGAAACAUGUUUAUUGAGGUGUGCACAAGCUGUUCCCCCGUUAGGGAGUGUAUUCGCUUAUUUGACGUGACCGAGCGGACAUCGCUGCACCGGCACGGGACAGGCCGCCGGUGCAGCCAGUGUUCCGGUGAACUGAGGGACACCAUAGUGCACUUCGGGGAACGCGGGACCCUGGAGCAACCGCUCAACUGGAGGGGAGCUGCAGAUGCUGCAGAGAGGGCGGAUGUUAUUCUCUGCUUAGGCUCCAGUCUAAAGGUGCUGAAGAAAUACGCUUGUCUCUGGUGCAUGAACAGACCAGCCAGCAAAAGGCCCAAACUUUACAUUGUCAACCUGCAGUGGACACCGAAAGAUGAUCUGGCUACAGUGAAAAUUAAUGGCAAGUGUGAUGACGUCAUGAGCCUCCUCAUGGAAGAGCUGGACUUUCAGAUGCCUGUGUACAACAGGGCAGACGACCCCAUAUUCACUCUAGCAACACCUCUGCGGCCAGAGGAAGUGGACAGCCAUACCCGUGAGGUCAUAGCUCCCCCUGAUGGUGAGCACGAGUUUUCAGCCGACCCUGGAGGACAAGUAGAAGACACAGCUUUGCAAGGCGGCUGGUUCGGCCGAGGUUAUAAUAAAGGAAGGAAGAAGAAGAAAAAGGCUACAUAGCCGAGUGAACUCUAUAGAUUGGAAUACAUGAUAGCUUCCUGUGAUGGAUCCCAGAUUUCUGUCCCUUCAACUCUGACUUGAAUUUAUAAGGUGCUGUUAUUUUCUUGGAUGCCUCUGUCAUUUUCCCACAUGCACUAAGUGUGUGUGAAGGCAAAAAUAAGAUUGGAAAUUUUCUAUUUGAAAAUCGCACUUUGCACCAUGAACUUACACAACUUACAUUUUCUGCAGGAUUUAAAAAGCGUUACAAACAGUGCCGCUUUUGUUUUUUAUGCUACUGUCGUGCUGCGAUCUCGACAGGAAGGUUAAGUAAGAGCUGACCUUUUACCCAGCACGGUUAGCACAGCCUGUAAAGACUUAACGUACGUUUGAACAGCAAAACCAUAAGGUUAUUACUAUAGUUUUUCAAAAAAACUCAAAAGAACUACCUUUUUUAGUGUCUCACAACCUUUUGGCUUAAGAGGUGGCAGCUUUUCUUCAGAUAGUCGCAGUAGUGUUGAGUUCUUAAAUCACUCCUACAGCAUUAUUAGUUUGUCUGCCUGUGUACUGAGUACUGACUAUAUCACAAAUACAGCACACCUCAUAGUCAUGUUUGGGCCUGCCUGUCCUGAAUGGUUUGUGGUAGAAUAUCACUUUAAUUCCUAUUUAAUGUGUAUUUUUACAAAGUUAGUAGAGCAUAUAUCAACACAACAAAUUGUAUGUGCAACAUGCUGCUGGACUGCAUUAGCUAGAGGCAACUAGCCAGAAAAUUCAGGGGUCUUAAAUGAAAGUUACUGAAUGAAGUGUUCCAUCGGUGGAACAACAGCAUUAUACCAAAGGCUAAUUUCUGGAUUCUGUGAUGACACCACUUUAACUUUUUUUUUUGCAGACAUUUAAACAAUCAUUGUUGACAUUUUUCAAACUUGCUUAUUUGCUUAUUUUGUGUGUGUGUGUGUGUGUGUGUGUGUGUGUGUGUGUGUGUGUGUGUGUGUGUGUGUGUGUGUGUGUGUGUGUGUGUGUGUGUGUGUGUGUGUGUGUGUGUGUGUGUGUGUGUGUGUGUGUGUGUGUGUGUGUGUGUGUGUGUGUGUGUGUGUGUGUGUGUGUGUGUGUGUGUGUGUGUGUGUGUGUGUGGGGGGGGGGGGUUUCAAGGUAUUUUGGUUUAUUUUCUGAACUCAGACUCAACCUUCACACUGCUUUCACUCAUCUUCAAGUUUACAGUCAACAUAGCACAUCUGUACCAUGAUUUAAGGAGGUUGUAGAAUUUGCAGAGUUUACAUUUUUAACUUAUUUGAUUACAGCUCUGUAGGCAGAAUGCUAAGUUUAGUGUUACAUUUUGACUUAAAUUUGUUUAUGUUUGUUUGUGUGUGGAUAUGUUCUUGUUUACCACCAAAUAAUCUCUAUUAAUUUGUCUCAGGAAGAUGCAGUAGUAUUAAUCCUCUCAGCCUGUACCACAGAGUGUCAGAUGCUGUGAAUGUUAGGUAAGACAUGAUAAGCUAAUGUUCAGCAUUCCUAAAACUCAGAUCUUUGUCUACUUUGCAAAAAAGUUGUUAUAGACAAUUAAAGUGUUCCUCAUUUUAA